ACUACGAUCUACUAGCUAGUAGUAUAUAAAUAUGCUUAGCUCUGAGCAAAGAGAGCAUGCAAGCAAGCAACCAGCCGAGCUUAAUCAGCCAUCUAGUGUUCUGAACGACGGAGCUUAAUUAGCCGAGCUUAAUCAAGACAUUAUCUAUCUAGUGUUCUGCAUCUACCUAUCGAUCUUAACUAGCAUUCCCGAGAUCGACCGAUGGCCUGCACGACGGCAGCAUCCCUGCAGCAUGACAGGGCCAACGACGACGAGGCGUGCAUGUACGCGCAGGAGCUCCUGAGCUGCUUCGUCGUGCCCAUGACACUGAAGGCGGUCAUCGAGCUGGGCCUCAUCGACGACCUCCUCGCGGCCGACGGGCGCUUCGUGACCCCAGAGGAGCUGGCGGCGCGGUGGGCGCGGCCGGCCGAGGCGGCCGCCGCGGUGGACCGCAUGCUGCGGUUCCUCGCGUCGCACAGCGUCGUCCGGUGCACGACGGAGGCGGCGGGGCCAGACGGGAGGGCCCGCCGGAGCUACGCGGCGGCGCCGGUGUGCAAGUGGCUCAUCGCUCGGAACGGCACCGGGCAGGGCUCGUGGGCUCCGAUCGGGCUGAUGAACCUGAACAAGGGGUUCAUGGAGACCUGGUACUACAUGAAGGACGCCGUGGCGGAAGGGGCGACGCCGACCGAGAAGGCCUACGGCAUGCCGCUGUUCGAGCACCUGGGGUCGGACGAGGCGUUGAACACGCUCUUCAACCAGGCCAUGGCCGGUCACUCGGAGAUCGUAAUCAGCAAGCUUCUCGAGGUGUACCGCGGCUUCGAGGGCGUCGACGUGCUGGUCGACGUCGGCGGCGGCACCGGCUCCACGCUGCGGAUGGUCACCGCCCAGUACAAGCACCUGAGAGGCGUCAACUACGACCUCCCCCACGUCAUCGCGCAGGCGCCGCCGGUCCAAGGUGUGGAACAUGCUGGUGGUAGCAUGUUUGAGUACAUUCCGAGCGGAAACGCAAUUUUGCUGAAGUGGAUUCUGCACCUGUGGCGCGACGAGGAGUGCAUCAAGAUCCUCAAGAACUGCCACCGGGCGCUCCCGGCGAACGGGAAGGUGAUCGUGGUGGAGUGCGUGCUCCCGGCCAGCCCGGAGCCGACGCAGGUUGCGCAGGGCGCGCUGCUCCUGGACGUGGUGAUGCUGAACCGCCUCAGGGGCGCCAAGGAGCGGACGGAGCGGGAGUUCACCGAGCUGGCCGCGGAGGCCGGCUUCUCCGGCGGAUGCAGGGCCACCUACGUCUUCACCGGCGCCUGGGCGCUCGAGUUCACCAAGUAGAGAUACCUGCUCGGUCGGCUCUCCCGGAGGUCGGGGUCUGAAUCGGAAGUGGCGCCGCCACAUUUGGUAGAGUGGCACCGUCUAUCUAUCUAUCUAUCUAUUUAUCUAUGCAUGUGACAGCCUUUAAUAUGUGGUGUUCUUUUUUCAAUUCAAGAAAAUGGGACAUUGAUCGAUGAGGGCGUUAUAUGUAACACAGUUACUUUAUGUGUGUUGGCCAUUUUGUUAUGCAAUGUAACACAGUUCUUACACGUUGCGGCCCGUGCCGGUCCUGAUAUUUUAGAGGCCCAGUA
Molecule: messenger RNA, 1589 nt
Organism: Zea mays
Lineage: Eukaryota; Viridiplantae; Streptophyta; Magnoliopsida; Poales; Poaceae
Product: naringenin 7-O-methyltransferase
Exons: 3
Coding region: 202-1299 (365 amino acids)
Molecular function (GO): O-methyltransferase activity; protein dimerization activity
Source: RefSeq, a predicted model, not a curated record